CAGUGGGGUGCUUGCGCAUGCGCAAACGUAUUGGGUUUACUUGGUGUAUUUCCUGUUUGAUGUUCCUCGUUCGGAAAGAUGGCUGAAGUGAGAGUCAGUUUGGUGUAUGCAGUGCUUUUUCUAAGUUCGCUGGUAGUAGCAAUUGUCGAGGACCUCGAUGACUCGUUUAAACAAAGCCGCAUGGAAGAUGUGUGGUUAGUAGAUUUUUAUGCCCCUUGGUGUGGCUACUGUAAAAAACUGGAGCCAGUUUGGCACGACGUCGGCGCUGAGUUGAAGAGCUCAGGGUCUCCUGUCAGAGUGGGCAAAAUGGACGCUACUGCUUACAAUGGUAUGGCUUCAGAAUUUGGUGUGCGAGGAUACCCAACAAUCAAACUGCUUAAAGGAGACCUGGCCUAUAAUUACAAAGGGCCAAGGACCAAGGAUGACAUCAUAGAGUUCACUAACAGGGUGGCUGGGCCAGCUGUGCGCCCCCUACCGAGCAAGCAGAUGUUUGAGCACGUCAUGAAGAGACACAACGUGCUAUUCGUUUACAUCGGAGGGGAGUCGCCACUGAAAGAGAAGUACUUUGAGGUGGCAUCUGAGCUGAUCGUCUACACCUACUUCUUCUCCGCCCUGGAGGACGUCUUACCUGAGGCUCUUACCUUGCCCGAGUUGCCCUCCGUGGUGGUGUUCAAAGAUGGGAGCUACUUUACGUAUGAUCAAUAUGAAGAUGGCAGCCUGUCUACGUGGGUAAACAGGGAGCGUUUCCAGGGCUACCUCCCGAUUGAUGGCUUUACUCUCUAUGAACUGGGAGAGACAGGUAAAUUGGUGGCGAUUGCCGUGAUUGACGAGAAGGACCACACAGAGGACAACUCCAGGCUGAAGAACCUUAUUCAGAGGGUGUCCACAGAAUACAGAGAUCUCUUCAACAGGGAUUUCCAAUUUGGCCACAUGGACGGGAAUGACUACAUCAAUGGACUCAUCAUGGGUGAAGUGACCGUCCCGAGCGUCAUCAUCCUCAACACCUCUAACGAGCAGUACUUCCUGCCCAGUGAACCCGUGGACACCAUGGAGAAGUUGGUGAACUUCAUUAACAGUGUUCUGGACGGCACAGCACCAGCUUAUGGAGGAGAUGGAGUCCUCCAGAGGGUCAGGAGAGUGGGUUACGAUGCCAAGUCUACAGUGAUGUCUGUUUUCCGCAGCUCCCCCCUGCUGGGCUGCUUCCUGUUCGGCCUGCCGUUGGGCGUGAUCAGCCUCAUGUGUUACGGCAUGUGCACAGCCGAGUCGGACGAUGGCGCCGAUGAUAUGGAGCUCAUGAAGAGGGAGGGCCUCACUGAUGAGGAGGACGAGGAGGAGGCGGAGGAGGAUGAGGAGAGGCACCGGCAGUCGGCCAAGCUGGAGGAGUACGAGGAGGGGGAGGGGGGGCUGAGGAUGAAGGAGAGCUGCAACAACCGGAGGAGGAGAAGACCCUAGAGGAGAAGAAGGCUGAUUAACUCAGGAUGGGUGGAGCAGGAGGGGGAGAAAGAGUCAGCCAGAGGAGAGGAGGAGGAGGAGGAGGAGGAGGAGGAGAUUUUAGGAGAGGGCUGAAGAAGGUGAAGGCUGAGACAUGGUGACAUGGAAGUCUCCACAGGCAUAUCUACUUUUUUUCCAUUUUGAUCUGAUAUAUCUGCAGUGAGACAGCUCCUGCCUACCAGUCCUCCCCAAAGCUUCUUUUUUUUUUUUUGGUAAGUUUUAUUUAUGAGGUUGAAGAUGUUACCGUAAUUCUAAGUGGUCUUAAUGAUGCUUCAACAUCUCCAGUUGAAAAAAUGAUACUUGGUCAUUGGAAAAAAUGUACGGGAACGAGUAGGAAUCCAAAAAAAUGAAGCAUAAUUGAUGUGAAUCAAAGAUGAUGGCGUAUGGUUGUUGUUGAAGAGGAGACAUGCCAAACUUUACAUUUUUAUGUAAAGACAUCACUUCUCCCAACUGAAUUAAACAUACACUCAUACAUCUAAGUUAUGAGCGUGGCAUACAUCACUUGACCCACCAGGGGUCUUAACAGGUCAGAGAAGACUACUAAUGUCCUCUUUGGUCUUCUCCUCAAUCCUUCUGUCGCUUGACAAGAAGGUCCUAUAGUGGUUGAGUACAUCUGAGGGGAUGAACAGUGAACCCCUUUUUUCUCACACUUUUCCUCUCAUCCUUUUUACCUAUUUUCAAAAAUGAAUAUAAAAAGCGCUGGGUCAUUCUUGUUCUAAGUGAGCCAUAAUUCCCAUAAUAGAAGGCAAAGGCUUAAGAGAUAUCAAUGUUUAACUUUUUAAUUAAGAAAUAUUCUGUCGUCUUUUACCAUUGACAAUAACUGGAGGUUGCUAGUUGUGGUGGGAGAUGUAGUUUCCUAGGCGCAGAGAUGAUCUAAUUUGGGGUUUGGGGGAGCUGUUCCUUAAACCCCACUGUGAGGAUUCAUCUCCAUGGGAGUCCACCCGGUGCUUCCGUCUCUGGCCACUAGGGCUCCCCUGCAGGAGGGCCUACCAUCCCCCUCGUGUGUAGAGCUGCAAUACACGAAAGUGCAGAGGAGGGGAAAGGACCUUCUCAGCUAUGUUUACUCGAUGCACUGAAAUUCAUGGAUAUAAUGUGAAGGUAACCAAGGUCAAAAGGCUCAUACAAACACAGCCAGGUGGCACUGGUAGUUUAGUCUGUGUAAAGGAUUAACAUGGCCUUUUUUUGUAUUGUACAAUAUCUAAUGUAAUCUAAUAAAGAUUCCCUUGCAAGGAGAACAAGAACUCCCUACAUAAAGUGUACCGAGUGAAAAUAUGCUCUGAAGUUAGACGUUAUAUAACGGGUGCACUUUGAUUCUUUCAUGUAGUUUACUCAAUUAAUCAACAAGGAAAUAGGCUUCCAUAGCAAACAUAUUUGUGUAUCCCUCCAAGCAUCUGAAGUUUGCAGUUCUAAAGCACACUUCUAAAUGUACAGCUGUCCCCAUGGUGUGUGUGUGCGCCCCUCAUAAAGAUACUACUGCCAUUUGUUUUUUUUUUAUAAGGUAUGGAUAAAGCCCUCAGAGGAUCUAAUGUAUAGAUGACUAUGUUUGAUUCGUUAUGAAAGGUCAAAACCCAUUUUCAAAUCUUUGUCCACAUUUAGCUGUGGAGCCUCUGAAAGUUCUAAACAUAGCUUAUGAAUAUGCUGUGCUGUGCCAUCUUUAGGUUGGAGCGCUCGUAUAGAAAACAAGGUGUCAACCGUGGCUCUCAGAUAGAUGGCACCACGCUUAUGCUGGGGGACCACAGUGCAAACCUGGCCCUCUCUUUGCCUUCUGGUCAUUGUAGUUGCCUACCUUAAGAAUUUCUGCCAAAUAUCAUUGGUUUUCGAUUUGAGGUUGUCACUCUUUACUACAGAUUUAAAAAAAAAAAAAAUAAAGAUUGUCCUCUUUUUUCCUUGUGACUGAUUGGUGUUUGUCCUUCAGACUCAAUUUCUGUACCGUCUGUCUUUUUUAAAGCCUUCCUUCAUUUGGU
Clupea harengus (Atlantic herring) is the source of this 3455-nucleotide messenger RNA. Its product is annotated as protein disulfide-isomerase TMX3. Gene Ontology annotation, cellular component: endoplasmic reticulum; cell surface. The record is from RefSeq and is a predicted model, not a curated record. NCBI's taxonomy places the organism in Eukaryota, Metazoa, Chordata, Actinopteri, Clupeiformes, Clupeidae.